Molecule: messenger RNA, 3052 nt
Organism: Anguilla anguilla (European eel)
Lineage: Eukaryota; Metazoa; Chordata; Actinopteri; Anguilliformes; Anguillidae
Exons: 7
Coding region: 158-2590 (810 amino acids)
Source: RefSeq, a predicted model, not a curated record
UCGGAUGAAGAAGUGAACGCGCUUGGCCCAGCCUCCGCCGCACACUUUUUGCGUGCGGGUCCACGACCUAUGAAAGCGCGCUCUCGGGGUUUCAGGUGAAUGGGGACUGAGGACGGGAGUGAGUUACGGUCCUGUGCGCAACACCGAAAAGGGAGAAAUGGAGAAAAUUGCUCAAAAGACCCCGAACUGGGCACAAGUUUUCAUGACAGCGUAUCUUCUGUGGGUUACGGGAGCAACUGCACAGAAAGUGUACUUCGACUGCGGGGCGGUGGUGGACGUGGUGGACACCCGAGGCCUCGUCCUGUCGCCGGGGUUUCCGUACAACUACUCCUCCGGCACGCACUGCGUCUGGCAGUUCUUCGUUCCCGUGGGUUACCGGCUGGCCAUGGAGAUCCUCGACUUCGACGUGUUUGAGAGCCACGACAUCGUCGCCAGGUCCCCUGUCGACUCGCAGUGGGGAAUGGAGGAGGAAGAGGAAGAGGAGGAGGAGGCGGUAUAUGACAGGGCCACACCCACCCCCAGGGGGACCCCCAUCGAUGGGGAUUACCUGGCUCCCCCCGACAGCCCUGGCCUUCAGGCUCCCCUGGGGGCCACCCCAAAGCCCUCCCAGGCCCCCCAGAAGGAGGCGGUCAAACAGAUGGUGGUGGUGCAGGAACAGUCCACCAAAAUGGAGAUGGCCAAAGUGUCCAACUCGGCCAAGUGGACCGCCGAAUCUUCCCCCGCCCCUGCCUCCCCGUCACCUCAGUUAUACCCCCAGCGCCCCAGCCAGAAACAAGAGAACUCCAUUUCCCAUCAGGCCUCGAGAGGAGACGGCGACCCCGACCCAAGCGAGCCUGAGUACUGGGCCGCCCCAACCCCCCCGGCUCUGACCCCUCCGUCGCCCACGGAGACGGACACGGAGGCCGCCAGCCCGGAGACCCAGCAGCCGCUGGCGGACGCCUGCCCGCACGACGUGCUCUACAUCUCCGACCUCGUCACCUUCUCCUCCCGGUUCUGCGGCUCCAACAAGCCCACGGGCCUGCAGCUGGCCUUCGGCUCGCAGGCGGAGAUGGUGGAGGUCAUCGUGGAGCUCAUCACCACCACGCACUGGGGGCGGGGCUUCGCCCUGCUCUUCCGCUACCAGAACCGCACCGAGCUCGGCGACCAGCGGCUCCUCGCUCCGUCCGCCGCCGGCAAGACGGACACCCUGCUGGCGGCGGUUUGCGGAGCCGCCUUCUUCGCCGUGGCGCUCACCGGCGCCCUGUGCGUCAUCUUCAGACCUAAACUAUGCGUGAAGAAAGCCAACGCCAGUUCGUCCAAUAGCUCGGAGCUGCAGGCGGGCGUGCCCAGCUCUGCGCCGGACGUCAGCGAGCUGCAGCUGGUGCCGCCCAAUCAGCCCGGCCUGGAGGUGCCCGCCAACGACGAGGACCACGGACGCACCCCGAGCCCGGGACAGCCGCACUCAGGUUCCUCUAUCAGUGCUGGGGCUGAUGUUUCCCAGAAUUCCGAGCUGGAACUGUCGCCUGACGGACUGACGGAGCUGGACCUGGGGACGGACGAGGUGUUCGUGAUUUCGUCGGGGCCCAGUACGAGCACGCGACUGCCGUCCUGCCCCUACACGCACAGGGAACGGUUCCUGCGGCACAGUGACACCGGCCCCAGCCCCGGGUGCGACUGGCCGUCCCCCGGGUCCUCCGGCGACCUCCCCGCGGGGGGGCAGGGCAGCCAGGGGGGCGGGGGCGGGGCCAGCAGCGCCAGGCCGCGAGCGUGGAGCGUGCGCACCUUCCAGGACCUGCUGCCCCCCCUGCCCCAGCUCCACAGGAAGUGGCGGAGCUGGAAUUCCAGCAGCCCCUUCACCAAGCUGGUGGACAGCGCCCCGGGCGGUUCAGGGCCAGGUUACCACGGCGACGGCCCCCGUAAGAUCUUCUCGGAGACCCACCUGGAGGCGGGCGAGCGGGCGGACUCCUCGGCCGGCAGCGCCUCCUACCCGCUCACGCAGGCGGCGCAUAGGCAGCGGCGGCUCCACUCCGCCAGCAACCUGCGCCGCUCCCGAUUCGCCGGCAAGGGGCCCCACCCCCACGGCCAGGCCCCGCCCACCGAGGCCGUGAACGGCUUUGAGGCCCCUGGCGGCGGCGGCGGCGGCGGCGGCGGAGGGAAGCAGUGGGAGUUCCCGGGGGACGGCGAGCACGUCAGCGUGCCCGUCUUCGCCAUCUCCGAGGAGGAGGACCGCCAGCCGCUGGUCGCGGCGGAGCACCUGGGGCAGCCGCCGGCGCCGCUCCCGAACGGGCUGGGCCCCGAGCCGUACGGCGGAAAGUCUCCGGCCCGGGGGAGGGGCCCGGCGGCCCAGAGCCCGCGACCCAGCGGCGGCGUCGGCUCCGCCAACGGCUCGCUCCUUCCCCGAGCGCGCUCAGACCGGAGGCCCUGGGGAAGCCACGCCUCCUCCCCCUCCUCCUCCAGAGAUGGCCCCUCCCUCCCCUCCUAUUCGCCCGUGGACGCCGAGGUCCGGGAGCUGAAGUCCGCCCUGGUGCACCACAGCACGGCCAAUCAGAUCAAGCCUGCCUCUCUCAGCCAAUCAACAGUGCCAUGCAGUGUGGUGGGCAAAGAGAUGUGACCUGUCCAACCAGAGGACAGAGAACACUUCUUGGUUUUUUAAAUGCCAAUUUAUAAAAUGUAAAGGAAUAUACAACCAACAGAAUACCUUCGAUUUCUAGCCUUAUAUUAUAAUUGUAUUUAUGAAGAUGUGGUUUUUGGGCAAAAAGAUGAAUACAUGGAACGGGAGAAGAACCUUUUACUCAAGUUUUUUUUUUUUGUUUUUUUUUUUAAAGCUCCACUCACCACCAAUACAUUUCAUAAACCAACAUAUUUCUACAAAUAAUAUACUCAAUCUACAAAUGUGUAUGUCUGUAUCUUAUCAAAAGCCACAAUUAACAUGUUUGCUGCUCUGACACUUAAGCACUUAUCUGGAGCGUCUUGCUGACACUUUGGUGAAAUUCUGUGGGAGAAGUUGAACUCAAACCGGCUCAGUCCUUUGGAGAACCUUUGAUUGUUUGUUGGUCCAAACUGGCUGCAGAAC